AUGUGGGUGCCACCAAAUGUGGCCAGUGCUAUCGUUGAAUUCAGUGAAAAGGGAAAGACCUAUGGGCAGCUGGCUUGGUAUUACGCGCCGCCCUUUGUAUUAUUCUGGUGCGGAUUAUUUUUUGCUGUAGUUCUGCCGCUCUUCAACUAUCUACCAACUGCAAUAAAAAUCAACGAGGAGUCCAACCGUCCGGGACAAUUUGUGGCAGAACGAGCAGAGCGCAUAUUGCUAGAGUUUGAUCGAAUGGGGCCGAAGAUUGUGGGCGACGAAAUGAAUGAAAAAGUAAUGGUACAGUUCUUGCUCAAUGAAAUUGAAAAGGUUCGCGCCGAAAUGCGCGACGAUCUCUAUGAACUGGAGGUUGAUGUACAGCAGGCAUCUGGCGCGUAUUUGCAUUGGGAAAUGGUAAACAUGUACCAGGGUGUGCAGAACGUAAUCGUCAAGCUGAGCACGAACAGUUCCAAUAGUACAUCCUACCUACUAAUCAACAGUCAUUACGAUAGCAAGCCCGGAAGUGUGGGUACGAGUGAUGCCGGCCAUAUGGUGGUCACAAUGCUGGAAGUGCUGCGUCUAUUGACCAAGUCAGAGGAGAGCUUUCUACAUCCUAUUGUGUUUGUCUUUAAUGGCGCUGAGGAGCAACCCCUGCAAGGUUCGCACGCUUUUAUAUCGCAGCAUAAAUGGUCCGCAUACUGCAAGGCGUUGCUUAAUCUAGAUUCUGGUGGUUGUGGCGGACGUGAACUUCUAUUUCAAGGCGGACCGAAUCAUCCUUGGCUAAUGAGCCAUUACAAGAAGAGUGCCAGGCAUCCUUUUGCUACAACAAUGGCUGAAGAGAUUUUUCAAGCGGGCAUUAUUCCUUCAGAUAGCGAUUUCAGAAUUUAUCGCGAUUUCGGACCAGUGCCAGGUCUGGAUAUGGCAGGAACCUACAAUGGAUAUGUUUAUCACACUAAGCACGAUCGCUUUAACAUAAUACCACGCGGCUCUCUACAGAAUACCGGCGAUAAUCUUUUAUCUCUAGUGCGCGGCUUCACCAAUGCUGAGGAAAUGUACAAUACCGAUGCACACUCCGAGGGUCAUUCCGUCUUCUUUGAUUUUUUGGGUCUAUUCUUUGUUUACUACAAGGAGGCAACUGGUGUGGCUCUGAAUAUUUGUUUCUCCUUCGCUGGACUUAUCUUGGUAGGUGUAUCACUGUGGCGCAUGGGAAAGCUAUCCGAUCUGACUUUUGGAAAAAUUACCGGCCUAUUUGGGAUCGUAUUUCUGCUGGAGCUGGCUAGUUUCGUUCUGGCCUUGGGUCUACCAUUACUUAUGGCUGUAUUUUACGAUGCUGGCGAUCGCACAUUGACGUACUUUAGCAACAAAUGGCUUAUUAUCGGACUAUAUAUUUGUCCAGCGUUGAUUGGAUUGAUGCUUCCCAUAACACUAUACCUCACAUUCCGACCGAAUGAUAAAAUGUCACAUGCCUAUCAUCUUCACAUGGCUCCUCAUGCCCACUGUGUUCUCCUCGCUUUGCUCUGCAUUAUACUUACAGCCGUUGGUCUCCGUAGUAUCUACCUCUGUAUGAUAUCUAUACUCUUCUACAUUUUCUCAUUGAUCAUUAACUUGCUAACCAAACUGCACGAUCGUGGUUACUAUUGGUCCUUGGUGCUAAGUAUAUGCCAGAUAAUGCCUUUUCUCUACUUCAGCUACUUGUUCCUUGCAUUCCUUACCAUUCUAAUUCCGAUGAUGGGUCGUAAGGGUAUUGGCAUGAACCCUGAUCUCAUAAUUUCCGGAUUAUGUGCUUUGGGCACGAUACUUUCCAUGGGGUUUGUUGCACCGCUCAUCAACGUAUUCCGUCGACCCAAUUCCAUAAUGGGUGGCUUAGCACUAAUUACAUUUAUUUUCUGUAUGAUAUCCGUAUCCGAAGUUGGGUUUCCUUACCGCGCUAAAACGAAUGUCAUGCGCGUCAAUUUUUUGCAAGUUCGUCGAACAUUCUACGAGUACGAUGGAUCUAUAAGCUUAUACGAUUCCGGUUACUACUUCGAUUUCCAGGAUAGACGCAUAGAACAGCCAUUGAUCGAUUCAAUGAACUUUACGGGCCUGAUUGGCAUUAGAGAUAAAUGUGGCUCCCUUAUGAUGUGUGGUGUGCCCUGUUUUAAUCACCGAUGGUGUAAGGCCCGCUACGAUGGCCAUUGGCUGCCCCGUGAAAAGACUGUGGAGGUGCCUGGCACUAGAGCUCUGACUCUUCUUAGCAAAGUGGUGCUCCCGGACGGAAACAAUGUACGUUACGUGUUUAAUCUUUCUGGACCGGCACGCAUGAGUUUGUUUGUUCAACCCAUGAAGGGAUUAAGAAUGUUGAACUGGUCCUUCCUACAUGGAAUGCUCGAACAGCCGGCGAAGUUUAGACCACCCUAUCAUAUUUUCUUUGCAUAUGGCAACGAUGACUCGCCCCUGGAGUUCUAUUUUGAACUAACAAAAGAGGACGGCAAGUUCGACGAACCUGUCUUUGAGAUUGGUGUCUCUGGCCACUACCUAAGUUUCCUGCAUAAACGCGACGCUGAGAGUGAAAAGUUUAUUGCAAACUUUCCAGACUGGGUACAUGCCAUGGAAUGGCCAGCAUCCUAUGAACGAUAUAUAUAUUAA
This is a messenger RNA of Scaptodrosophila lebanonensis, 2613 nucleotides long. RefSeq names its product endoplasmic reticulum metallopeptidase 1-like. The record is from RefSeq and is a predicted model, not a curated record. NCBI's taxonomy places the organism in Eukaryota, Metazoa, Arthropoda, Insecta, Diptera, Drosophilidae. The transcript is spliced from 13 exons. Gene Ontology annotation, biological process: proteolysis. Bases 1 to 2613 code for a protein of 870 amino acids. Gene Ontology annotation, molecular function: metalloexopeptidase activity.